Molecule: messenger RNA, 483 nt
Organism: Capsella rubella
Lineage: Eukaryota; Viridiplantae; Streptophyta; Magnoliopsida; Brassicales; Brassicaceae
Product: putative F-box protein At1g58090
Exons: 2
Coding region: 1-483 (160 amino acids)
Molecular function (GO): protein binding
Source: RefSeq, a predicted model, not a curated record
AUGGUGGUGUCGAGACGGCUUCCAUCAGAUGUUGAAGAAGAGAUACUCGUUCGAGUUCCACCUCAAUCUCUCCUUCGCUUCAGAUCCGUUUGCAAAGAAUGGUACAAUCGUUCCAGCAGUAAGAGAUUCGUCAACAGAAACUUUGCCUUCGCUCGCCCAGAGUUCAUGCUAAAGUCAGAUUCCCACAUUUGUUCUGUUAGUGUCGAUCUCAAAGAAGAUCCAACUAUCAAAGUGACUGAUUUUUGCUUUGAUUUUUUACGCGGUCGCCGUUAUGACCUCUCUGCGAUGACCUGCGAUGGUUACAUGUUCAUGUAUGAGUCUCCUAAAGUAGGCAUAGACAGUGGGGAACACAGAGGCGUGGUUUGGAACCCGUUAUUGAGACACACUAAAUACAUUGCCCCGAAUGAGACUACAAGGACCAUGUUCAUGGGUUACGAUGUUCAAGAAUGGAUGAUGCGUGCUAUAAUUCUAUGGUCUCCCUGA